Molecule: messenger RNA, 837 nt
Organism: Entrophospora sp. SA101
Lineage: Eukaryota; Fungi; Glomeromycota; Glomeromycetes; Entrophosporales; Entrophosporaceae
Source: the annotation of a GenBank genome assembly
AUGUCAUUAAAAGAUAGAACAUCUGAAUUCCACGCAGCUGUUGAAUCAAUUAAAUCAUGGUCAACAAACAGUCAUGGUCGGAGUAACGGUCUUGUUGGAAUAAAUAAAACUGAAUUUUCAAGGAUGGCAUCUGCAAUUGGCAAAGAUAUUAAUUCUACAGCAGCCAAAUUACAGAAAUUGACGAAUUAUAUUGCAAAGUUAAACAAACAAAUAGCACUUCUUCAACAAUAUGUACGAGAAAAUAAAAAGAAUAAUAAACAAGCAGAUGAACAUUCUUCAAAUGUGGUGGUGAUGUUGCAAUCUAAAUUAGCAAAUACAAGUAUGAGUUUUAAAGAUGUAUUGGAAAUCAGGACUCAAAAUAUGAAAGAGAGUAAAGAUAGGAGGGAACAAUUUAUGUUUUCGAGUAAUCAACAUACAAAUAAUACACCAUCAGGUGAUUCACCAUUAUAUAAAACACAAAAACGUAAUGAUAAUCGAAAUACUGAUUUUCUUGCACUUGACAUGUCAACCGGACAAUCUCAUCAACAGCAACAACAAUUACAGCUAGUAGAACAACAGGACAAUUAUAUUCAUAGCCGUGCAUCAGCAAUUGAAUCUAUCGAAUCUACAAUUUCAGAACUUGGAAAUAUUUUCCAACAACUUGCCACAAUGGUUGCAGAACAACGAGAAACUGUUCAAAGAAUUGAUGCAAAUACAGAAGAAAUACAAAAUCAUGUUGAGGGUGCACAAAAAGAAUUGCUAAAAUAUUAUGCUAGCAUUUCAUCUAAUAGAUGGCUAGUAGUUAAAAUAUUUGCAGUUAUAAUAUUCUUUUUCUUAAUUUUUGUUCUUGUCACUUAA